AGCGCACCGACGGCGGCAAACUCAACUCUGGUCUGGUGGAAAGUGUAAACACUUGCAACUUAUACUUAUGGCGAGUGAGGUUUCGUGAGGCAGAGAUAAGUAAAGAGAUCAAGUGCUACUAUGGUGAAUAUGAGAGGUUUGAAUGACUUAUAUGACUGGUAUCAGCUUGCCAGAAAGAAAGAUCUUGGUGAGACUAAAAUUGCUUGGCUCCAGUACUUCGAGGAUAAAAGUGCUGGUUCCAGUCAAAAUGAUAACCCAUAUCUGGUUAGACAGGAACACCAAGACUGUAUUGAAGAUAAAGUGAAUGAGGAAAGUUCUUGGUCAACAAGCCAGUUUGAAGCAUUAGAUAAAGAUUUAAAGAAAGAAACUAGCACUGACUCUAAUGAAAAGGAAGCACUUCCACCACUGUUGUCGGACACACCACAUUGUAAAAGAAAUGUACCAUACUCAAAUUUUUGUGAUGUAAGUUUUGUGUCACCCCCACCACUAACAACUUGUGAAGAUGGCGAGACAUCGGAAAAAUCUGUCUCUUCAUCUGUUUACAGUCCAACAACACCAAUGUUAGAUAUCUUUUCACCACAAAGCGGCAAUGGCAACAGAACUGAAGAUAUUAUUACAAGUUUGGGUGCAUCUUUAAAUGAAUCAUCAGUUACCUGGACAAGUGAUCUUGCUACGCCAUGCUCACAUCCAUCUUCAAAGCGACAAAAAUUAGUCAACACACCAUCCACACUUGAACAUCGUACUUUGUACCCCAGUCAUGGCCUUAGGCAGAAGGUGUUGGCUAGAAGCCUCUUCAGCCCAUUAACAACAGGAAGCCAACCAUCAGAUAAUGAGUGGAGCCCUAAUCUUGGGAUAAUCAAGUGCCACUCUCCAGUUAGAGCAUUCAGUGUAAAAGGACGAUAUAACAAGGGAAAUAUACAAGAUGCAAAUUUACAAACAUGUCAGGUUGAUGGGACUCAGGAAUUUGUGUUUAUUGAUCAAGAAAAGCGUGAAUACAAUGUAUGUGUUAAUGGUUCAUCUAAUGACCAAAAAACUACUGGUGUUACUGCACAGAAUAGUAGCAAAGAUUAUUCCAAGUGCAAGAGUAGUACACCUUUAGCAAAACAACCACCCGUAAUUAAGGGAGUUUUAGAACCUGAAGAAUGUACUAAUACCUCACUUAGUAAUACCACUGAAAAAGACAGAUUAUUUCCCAAAAUUAUGAAAAAUAAUGAUUUAUCAGAUAUAGUAGAUUGUUCAGAAAAGAACAGUGAGAAUCCUUUUGAUAUUAUAUGUUCUCCAGUUAAAAAGAAAUCCAAAGCUAACAAGGAGAGUUAUGAAGAAAAUGAGACAAAGUUAAGAUGUUCUGUAGGAAACAAUAAGUCUAAUAACAGUGCCAGUGAAAGUACUGCCUCUCUAGAUGUCAAAAGAUCAGGUCAGCUGCUGUCAUGGCAAAAGACAAACACUAAUCAGGUACUUGUCCUGGAGUGCAGCAUCAAAUCAGCUGAAGACAGUUUUCAGUCAUGUUCCCAGAAGUAUGAUGGUACUAGAAAAGGAUCAUAUCAAGAUGCAGAUUUCAAAGAGGAAACACUUGGUAGUAUAUCAGAUGACAGAAGUUCUAAUUUGAAUUUUACUGUAACAAAUGAGAAUGAAGGGAAAAUUAAUGCAGAAAACAUUGUGUGUGAUAAGUCAGAUGUACAUGUCACAUCUUUAUUUGGGAAAAAGCUUUUGAAUGCAGCCAAAAUUGCAGAUGGACACCUUCAAGGGAAUGAUAAUCAAGUUAUUGAUGCUGAUAAAGCUGUUUUACCUGUACCUGACAGGUCCAAAAAUGUUCGAAAUAAAUGUUCUCUGUUUUCUAAAAGGAGAAGAUCCUCAGGCUUUUUAUAUCCAACCAAAUCAGCAGAAGUCUAUGAAGAGCUAGGUAUUGCAUUCAAGAAAAAUAUGACAUCUGAGAACUCUCAUGUGUAUGAAGACAAUGUUGAUGCUAUGGCUGGAAUAUUUCAGGUUGACAUCACUGAAUACAAAGAUAUUGUUUCAACUUGCUCAGAUGGCAAAAGGAAAGUUUCAGGUGAUGUUCAGUUGGGAAAUGAUGGUCACUGUAAUUCAGCUUCAAACCUUGACUCCAAUAGUGAUAAGUUACCAAAACAUAUUGGUUCCAUUAAAAGUUGUAAUGAUGUAAGAGAUACUAAAGAGGGUGUUUCCACAAGUGAGGUCAGAAGUGAGGGUAAUAGGCUUAUGUUUAAUACCCAAAGCAAAGAUGCAGAAUCAUCAGAAGUUUCUGAGCCUCUUCAGGGUGCUACAUUAUUGUCGAGUGUUAAAGAAGAAAAAUGUAACCUUGUAAGCCAAUUGUGGAAUGAUAGCUUGAACGAAGCUGAUAUUGCAGAGUUGGAGCAGGAGCUUAACCUUCACACUAAAGAUUUCUGUGAUGAUGAAGCAAUGUAUUUAGGCAACCCAAACAAAACUGAUGUUCAGAAUGAGAAGUUAACAUUGCGUGUUUUACAUUCUUGUGAAACAAAACCAUACUUUGGCAUACUAAGCACUAAAGGGGAAGCCACAGAAAAUAAUGAUUUUAAGUAUGUUAAUCCAAAACCCAAUAGGUUCCAAGGCUUUUCUACUGCCUCAGGAUCAGCAAUUAAGGUUCAGGAAAGUUCUAUAAAAAAGGUUCAGUCUCUAUGGGAGGAAAAUUCAAGCACUGAUGACAUAAAAGUUCACCCCAAAAGCGCAAGAUCUACUGAUAGUGCUUAUUCUAAAGACUUUGAGCCAUUUCACUAUCUUGCAUCAGCAUCUGGAUCAAAAAUCAACAAUUGUGAAAAGUCUUCAGAAUUGCAGUCAAAGAGUGAUGAGGAAAUCAUGGAUAGAGGUAAAGGUAGUGCCACUGACCAGAAUGAAACUUUUAAGUACAAAAUAAAUGUUAGUGACACAGGCAGUGCAGGUUUUUCAAGUCAUGGUCCUCUAAAUGAGAAUCCAGUUAAUUUUAAAAGGUUUACCACAGCAUCUGGUUCCCAGAUCAAAGUUAAAGAAGAGUCUCUGAUGAAUCAGGCCAAAAUGUUUCAAGAACUCUUUGACAAGGAUGAGUUUACGUGUGGUGCUAAAGUACAUAGCACUGAUAACAACCAAAAUGGUAAUGCUAAAGUUGAUACUGCUGUUAACAAUCAGAACAGUAGUGCUAAAGUAGAUAGCACUGUUAGCAACCGGAACAAUAAUGUUGAAGUAGAUAGCAAUAUUAACAGUCAGAACAGUAAUACUGCAAAGAAUGAUGUUUGUACAAAGUAUGUUGGCUCAAAAACAGAAUUUUCUUGUCAUGGUUUUACCACUGCAGGUGGCUCUAAAAUUCAACUGAGUGAUGAGUCUGUGAGUUUGCAAGCAAAGAAGUUUCAAGACCAUUUUGGUAAUGAUGAGGUGGUUUCCAUGGACAAAGGUGUAGAGUUUAACAAUAAAGUAUGUACUUUUGUAAAGGAAAGAAACACUGGGGAUUUCAUAAGUCACGGAUCAGUUGAUGAGAAGUCUACAAGCUUUCAGGACUUUGCUACAGCUUCUGGGUCCAAGAUUACAAUCAACAAAGAAUCCUUGUCUAAGCAGUUCAGCAUGUUUCAAGAGCUUUUUGAUAAGGAUGAAGUAGGACUCACAGCAGAAGAAGAUAAUCUUAUUACCCAUGAAGAAAAGAAUAAAGCAAAUAUUGUGUAUCAUGACAGUGCUGAGAACAUAGACUCUACGUCAAAAUUUUCAAAGAAUUGUAAAGGUUUUACCACAGCUUCUGGGUCUAAGAUCAAAGUUGAUGAAGAAUCUUUAGUUGUUCAGUCAAAGAAAUUCCAAGAACUUUUUGGCAAUGAUGACUAUAAUUCUCUUGAGCAGGAUGUGGCUUUUAACAAUAAAAUCAAGAUUUCUGCAGGAGGUGAAAAUCCCACAGGUAAAAGUCAGUGUUCUGUAAAUAAAAGGUCUUUUCAGGGAUUUACUACAGCUUCUGGAUCUAAGGUAAGAGUCUGUGAAGAAUCUCUUUUGAAGUCCAGAAAGCUUUUAGAGCUUGACAAGGAUGACAUUGCAUCCUUACCCAAAGUUGGUGAAAUUAUUGACAGUGAUAUAAGAAAGGAAGGCUUUGGCCCUCGUAAGCACUGUUCUACAUCAGAGUUUCCUGAAAAGUUUGAGGGAUUUUCUACAGCUGCUGGGUCUAAAAUUAAACUUAGCAAGAAAUCUUUAGUUUUGCACGCCAGGAAAUUCCAAGAGUUACUUAGCAAUGAUGACAGCAGUUCUACAGGGAAAGAUAUAACUGACACAAUAAUUAAAACUCCUAUAGAGGAUAAAAACCAUUCAGAUGUGAAAUAUUGCUCUGUAAACAAUGACUCUUUUCAUGGAUUUACCACAGCCUUAGGGUCUAAAAUAAAAGUCAGUGGUGAAGCUUUGUUAAAAUCAAGGAAGGUUUUAGAGCUCGAUAAGGAUGAAGAGGAAGUGUCAGCUCCAGGGAGUGGUAAUAUUAACAGUGAGACCAAUAACAUCUUACAAAAUGAAAACCAUCCAUUGACCUUUCCUGAACAGCAAGGAUUUAAUACAGCUGCUGGUUCUAAAAUCUGGAUUAGCAAGGAAAAGUUUGUUCUGCAUUUAGAGAAGUUUCAAGAAUUUUUAGACAGCAGAGAGCAAAGAUAUAAUGAUGACAUUGUCAGUGAUAUUGUGAAAAGUAGGGACCAUACAGGUUUUGUAGAUGGUAUUCCUACAUGCAGAACUUCAAAUGAGCUAAAUGGUAAUAUAUCCGCAUCAAUAGUCGGCUCUUGUGAGGGAUCAGCAUUUAAUUUUAAAAAGUUACAAGUGCUUCCAGAUGGUAAUAACAAACAUGACAUGUCUCAAAGGAUCAGUGAUACUGUCUCUGCAUCCAAAAAUUUGAGCACUUAUCAAGGAUUUACAACUGCAGCAGGAUCAAAAAUCAUACCCAGUGAAGAGUCUUUAUUAGCACAGUCAAAAAAGUUUCUAGACAUUUUAGAUAAUAAAGAUAACUGCAAUGGAAAAGGAGAGAACACUGGUGGUAAUAUCAAGAGUAACAUGAAUGGUGGAGAUACAAAACGUACCAGUCUUUAUUACAAAAAUAAACAACCUCUCCAAGGAUUUGCCUCUGCAUCUGGAUCUAAAAUUCAAGUUAGUGAGGAAAAGUUAUCAGAGUACUCAAAAAAAUUCCAAGAACUGUUCGAAAAUGAUGUAGAUGGAAAUUCUCGGACAGAGAAAGUUGGCAGUCACGGGAAUUAUGUGGAUGCCAAAGAAAAUAUUGAAAAUACAAAAAAUCUGAAUCAGAUUUCUUACUGUGGUCAGGCUACUUUAGAAUCUUCAUAUUUAAAUAAACUAAGAAAUGGAAACACUAGUUGUGGCACAUUCAGCGAGUUGGCAGUGGAAGAGAAGAUGCAAGUUAUGAUGCCACCUGUUGGAGAGAAUUUACAAGUCAAAGAUACCUCAAGUAUUGAAGGAUAUCAAACUGGUUCUGUUGACUCCUCGGAUGGACUUGCCAGUACUGUUGAACCAGUUGACGGUAAUGGAAAUUUAACUAGACAGAUGAAAAACUUGGAAGAAGAUAUGUCUUGUGAAAACAAGAAAGGUAUAGAAAGUGAUCUAUCUGAUAGUGAAAUGAAGCACCUGGAGGUGAAUCUUGAAUACAAAAACCAUGAAAAUGACAAUGGCAAAAGAAGUACUUCUCCAAUUAUUGGAUCUCAAUCAGUCCAUGUUGAAAGGCAAAGAAAGCAUCAUAGGUAUGAUAAGAAAAGGAAAAGAAGCUUGGAAACCUCAAAGGUGUUCAGUGAUGCCGAAGAUUUGGGAAAUUUAGGGAAUGUUAAUAUGAAGGAAGUACAGUCUUCACAUAUAUCCCCUUCAACUGUUGAUAGAGAUGAGGGCAAAGACAUUCAUUCUCAGGAAGAGCAUAGACCUCAGGUUGAUAGACGUGAACAUAGAGGUCAACUUAAGUGUCACUCACAGGAUACUAAUAAAGGAAGAAAGCUAUAUGAUAGAUCUAUACUUAAGAGGAAGUCAUUGCCAGCUUAUGAAAACAAGAAGGAGUGAAUUGUGCAAAGGAAUACAAUCAGUUGAAGAAAAAUCUGCUACCUCUGAUACUCAAGAAAUUAGCAUAAUAACUGAAGCCUUCUUACAAGAUGAUUCUUGGGAAUCAGAAGACAAUUCACAUAAAAAACGUAAGGCU
This is a messenger RNA of Macrobrachium nipponense, 6145 nucleotides long. RefSeq lists its product as uncharacterized. Bases 121 to 6009 code for a protein of 1962 amino acids. Lineage: Eukaryota; Metazoa; Arthropoda; Malacostraca; Decapoda; Palaemonidae. The record is from RefSeq and is a predicted model, not a curated record. The transcript is spliced from 6 exons. Gene Ontology annotation, biological process: double-strand break repair via homologous recombination; regulation of DNA-templated transcription.